This is a messenger RNA of Haliotis rufescens (red abalone), 3066 nucleotides long. Its product is annotated as probable proline--tRNA ligase, mitochondrial. Gene Ontology annotation, cellular component: cytoplasm; mitochondrion. Gene Ontology annotation, biological process: prolyl-tRNA aminoacylation. The transcript is spliced from 13 exons. The coding region runs from base 179 to 1585 and encodes 468 amino acids. The record is from RefSeq and is a predicted model, not a curated record. NCBI's taxonomy places the organism in Eukaryota, Metazoa, Mollusca, Gastropoda, Lepetellida, Haliotidae. Gene Ontology annotation, molecular function: proline-tRNA ligase activity; ATP binding.
AAGUGUCCACUUCCGUAUUUAAGAAAAUGCUAACAUGUGCGAUACCAAAUACUGUUAAUCUUGCAGAAUAGUCAAUGCAUUUUUUGUGUUGUUAUGUAGAUAAACUCUGAUGUUAUUCUAGAAAUUCUGCAUUCUGCAGACUUUAUCGUAACUGCUGUCGAGGACGAGGAGUGUAGAAAUGGCUCAUCUUAGUCGUGAACUCAUUUUGUGUAAAAUGAUUUCGUCUGCUUCAUCCAUUAGACAGACCAGACGAUGUCUCCACAAUAGAAGAUACGUCACAAAGAUGUUCCAGAAUUUUGGAAAAGUUCAGCCAGCUGUGACAGAGUUUACAUGUUCAAGUCAGAAGCUGAUGUUGUACAAUGAAGUCAUACAAUCAUGUCAUUCUGGUUCUUACCACAUGCUUCCCCUGGGAUUGAGAGCACUGGAGAAACUCAUCAAGAUCAUAGACCAGGAGAUGCAAGUUAUUGGUGGUCAGAAGAUUGCAAUGCCAACCUUAGCCACUGCUGUAGUAUGGAAGAAAUCAGGUCGAUGGAAAGAGGCUGGUGCCGAGUUAUUCAAACUGAAAGAUAGACACAGUAUUGAAUAUUGCCUGGGCCCAACUCAUGAGGAGCUGGUCACAGGUCUGUUUUCCUCCGUGUCCCCUGUGUCGUACAGACGAUUACCGCUUUUACUGUAUCAGAUUACAAGAAAGUUUCGAGAUGAGAUGGCUCCAAAGUAUGGAUUACUAAGAGGAAGAGAAUUUGAAAUGAAAGAUAUGUACACCUUUGAUGCUACAGAGGAAUGUGCCAGGGAAACCUACUCCUCUGUGUGUCAGGCUUAUUGUAAACUAUUUGACAGGCUUGGCGUUAAAUAUGUCAAAGCUGCUGGAGACACUGGAAACAUCGGGGGGACGAUGUCACAUGAGUUUCAUCUGCCCGCAGAAGUAGGGGAGGACACACUACUUGUGUGUGACAGAUGUGGAUUUUCUUCAAAUAUUGAACUCUUAGAGAAUGAUGCAAAGAGUGAUUUCAAAAAAUUCUGUCCCAACAAAGAGAAUGACUGUGAUAUGAAGAAAUCGCAUGGCAUAGAGGUAGGGCAUGCCUUUCUCCUGGGAACCAAAUACUCCUCUGUGUUUGGUGCAAACUGUCAGACCGAGAUGGGCCAAGUGGAACCAGCGCAGAUGGGAUGCUAUGGGUUGGGAGUCACCAGAAUCUUACAAGGCUGUGUAGAAGUGUUGUCAUCCUCGAAACAGAUUCACUGGCCUGGUCUUAUAGCACCAUACCAAGUCUGCAUCAUCCCACAAAAGGAAGGGUACGAGGCAGACACCUUCUUCAGACUCGCCAAUGAAUUGAGUGACCAACUCACCUCUAUGGCCAACUUGUCAGGGGAGGUAGUCAUAGAUGACCGCACGCAGAUGACCAUAGGGAAACGCCUGUAUGAGGCGCGGAGACUGGGCUACCCCUACAUCGUGGUCAUAGGGAGGAAGGCCCUGGAGGCUGAGGCUCAGUACGAAGUAAUCCACACACAGGACACGGAGCCAGUCUUCCUGUCACGUGACCAGCUACAGCAUCGUCUGGCAUCAGCAGACACUGUCUCACUAUCAUGAAGUGCGUGACUCAGUAGUAGAUAUGCUAUGAUCCAAUUGGCGAGAAGAGAAAAGUUAUCAUACUGUGCCUGCUCAGGUAUUACCACAGUACAGGCAGGCAGUAGUAGCAGUCCUGCAAGACAAAGGAGCAUUGUCUCAGCAAGUCUGUGAUUCUGCAAAUCCUGGCAGCAGUACAAAGUGGCGCAGGGGGGCCCCUGGCACUGUAAUUAGAGAUUAUGUUUAUGGCCAGAGCUUUAAGACAGAGCAUUUCUAUCUCUCCUUGGAGUUGAACAAUUUAUUUAUUUUUCCACAAUUUGUUUUGAGAUCACACCUAGCAUGUCCCACCAACAGUUUUUUAAAACAAUGUUUUCACAGUAAUUUUGGAACAAUUUUUUUGGGGUAGGGUUGGGUGGUAUAUAUAAUCCUAAGCCCCCUUAGAAUACGUUAGACUAUCUUACUCCAUUCAAGAUCCAGGUUACAAUGGGUCUUCAGCAUACCAUGCUUAUUGUAAGAGGAAACUAUGCUUGUCAUAUGCAUCCAAGUUACGUAGAUCGAUGCUCAUGAUGUCAACCACUGGAUUGUCUUGUGCAGGCACGAUUAUUUACAGACCGCCAUCAUAAUGGAAUAUUGCUGGAAUAUUGCGGCAUUAAACAUCAAAGAAACGAAACAAACAAGCAAAGUAUUCCUUAGACCCCUGACACCAUCUCAGAUCACUGGGUCACGUGAGGAGAGGAUACAGUGUUGAGAAAUGAACUCCCUUGUGGUGUGUCCAUGAGUACAACAGAAGUCAGGCGGAUGUUAGAUUCAUAUUUAUUCUGGAGUACGAGGUAUUGUACAGCUGCUAACACUUAUGUUCCAGAAGACGCUUGGUGGGGGUCAGUUACUCUAUCUGAUGUACUUUGUAAAAAACAGAUUGUAUUGAAUAUAUAUUUUACAUAAAUACGUUAGCACUUUCAAUGCCAGUUGCUUCUCUACUGUCACAGAAACCAUCAGAAUAUAUUAGGAAUAAAAAAAUAAAAGAAUGGGUUCUCAGGCAAUGGCUUUUGAAAAUAUAGUGCGGGCGGGCAGUAGUCUUUUUUUUGGUUGUCGAAGCUAGUACAUGUAUGUAACCAAAUUUUGUGGAAUAUUUAAAGAUUUAUUUUUUUUAAAUGGAAAUAAAAACAAAUGUGCACAGACUUUAUGAUAGUGUGGGCACUGCCUGAGAACCAAGACUAUUAUUUUCUUUAGCCUUACCAAAGAAUAAUCCCACAUCACGCAAGUCAAAAUCUUGAUUACUGAACACAUAGCAAAACAAUAUUAACUAGGUUGUACUCCUUUCACAACCUAUUAACACGAUAAUGGCACAGCAGCAGUAAGUAAUUUGAGACAUGAAAUGCACGUGUAAAAUAAAUGAAUUUCAGUCACAGUCUCGACCUCUGAUUGCUCUACUGUUCUAUCCAACACUUGUUCAAUGGAAUGCACUCAUGCCGCAUGAUUUUUUCAAUCUCAUGAAUAUCAACACU